Molecule: messenger RNA, 1524 nt
Organism: Rhipicephalus sanguineus (brown dog tick)
Lineage: Eukaryota; Metazoa; Arthropoda; Arachnida; Ixodida; Ixodidae
Gene: ND-51
Product: NADH dehydrogenase [ubiquinone] flavoprotein 1, mitochondrial
Exons: 3
Coding region: 22-1458 (478 amino acids)
Biological process (GO): mitochondrial electron transport, NADH to ubiquinone
Molecular function (GO): NADH dehydrogenase (ubiquinone) activity; 4 iron, 4 sulfur cluster binding; FMN binding
Source: RefSeq, a predicted model, not a curated record
AGGGGGGUUUCUAAGGAGAAAAUGGCGACCAGCUGGCCUGUUUCGGUGCGACUCCAGACCCUGAUUCGGGUCGGGGGCCGCGGCCCGCUGUCUGCCUCUUGCCGUUACAAUGCCGCGGCGGCGGGCGCACCGCCGGCGACCCCUCCUCCGCAGACGAAGACGAAAUUCGGCCCGCUGAAGGACGAGGACCGCAUCUUCCAGAACCUGUACGGUCGCCACGACUGGCGUUUGAAGGGCGCCAUGAGCCGCGGGGACUGGUACAAGACCAAGGAGAUCGUGCUCAAGGGACCCGACUGGAUCAUCGACGAGAUCAAGAAGAGCGGUCUACGGGGCCGGGGAGGCGCCGGAUUCCCAUCGGGUUUAAAGUGGAGUUUCAUGAACAAGCCCUCGGACGGCAGGCCAAAGUACCUGGUAGUCAACGCCGAUGAAGGUGAGCCGGGGACGUGCAAGGACAGGGAGAUCAUGCGGCACGACCCGCACACACUCGUGGAAGGCUGCCUCAUCGCCGGCCGUGCCAUGGGCGCCUGCGCCGCCUACAUCUACAUCCGCGGCGAGUUCUACAACGAGGCGUCCAACCUGCAGAUUGCCAUCCGGGAGGCGUACCAGGCCGGCCUGAUUGGCAAGAACGCUUGUGGCUCUGGCUACGACUUUGACGUGUUCGUGCACCGCGGUGCGGGAGCAUACAUCUGUGGGGAGGAGACGGCACUAAUCGAGUCUAUUGAAGGCAAGCAGGGCAAACCGAGACUGAAGCCGCCAUUCCCGGCUGACGUGGGCGUGUUCGGCUGCCCCACGACCGUGACCAACGUUGAGACGGUGGCCGUGUCGCCGACCAUCUGCCGGCGGGGUGGCGAGUGGUUUGCCUCCUUCGGCCGCACGCGGAACAGCGGCACCAAGCUGUUCAACAUCUCGGGGCACGUGAACACUCCGUGCACCGUUGAGGAGGAGAUGUCGAUCCCGCUGAAGGAACUGAUCGAGCGGCACGCGGGUGGUGUCAUCGGCGGCUGGGACAACCUUCUUGGCAUCAUCCCGGGCGGCUCGUCGACGCCGGUCAUCCCGAAGAGCGUCUGUGACGACGUGCUCAUGGACUUCGACGCACUAGUCGCCGCGCAGACGGGUCUCGGCACCGCGGCCGUGAUCGUGAUGAACCGACAGACGGACAUCAUUCGCGCCAUCGCGCGCCUCAUCGAGUUCUACAAGCACGAGAGCUGCGGCCAGUGCACACCGUGCCGCGAGGGGGUCACCUGGCUCAACAAGAUCAUGCCGCGGUUCGUAAGCGGCGACGCCCGCGUCGAGGAGAUCGACAUGAUCUACGAGCUCAGCAAGCAGAUUGAGGGUCACACCAUCUGCGCCCUGGGAGACGGCGCAGCCUGGCCUGUGCAGGGCCUCAUCAGGCAUUUCAGGCCAGUCAUCGAGGAGCGAAUCCAACAGUUCAAGGGCAAGUCGCGUGCUACGUCGUAGCGCUGAUGCCGUUGUGCCGGCCGGCUUUUCCUCUGUAGUUGUUGAAAUAAAUUAAGGUAUAAGUGA